AUGGCCUUCACCGAAACCUGGCUAUUCUCAGAUAUCACGGACUCGGAAGUGUCUAUCCCUGGAUAUCACCACUCCCGGUCCGAUCGCCACGGGGUGAGAUCAGGUGGUGGAGUAAUUCUCUACUGGAAGACGGAUCUCAAAGUACAUCUAGUUGAAUCAAUCAGUGACCAGGAUGACAAUUUCGAAGCCCUCUGGUGCCGUGUUCAUGACGGAUGCAGAUCUCUCUUGGUCGGUGUCGUCUACAGAGCGCCAUCGGGUCCCGGAGCACGCUUGUUGGGCUCGAUAAGAAUGUAUGGUGGGCACAAAGACUGUUUAAUCUUGGGGGAUUUCAAUGCACCGGAUAUCAGUUGGGACCUACUUCUUUGUGAGCGCCGAUCUGACUCCUUCGACGCCACACUGCUUAAAACCGCUCUCGAUUGCAGCCUCGUUCAACAUGUCUUGACGCCUACUCGUAUUUUCCCAAACCAGACCCCGCACAUCCUGGAUCUCGUGCUCUCCCCGGCAGAUUCAGAUGUCACGAACUUAACCGUUCUUCAACCCAUAGGCAAGAGCGAUCAUUGUGUUGUGUCAUUCCACUGGACUCGCCGUCUCACGAUCCAUAGCUACGGAGGUCACCGUCGAAAUCUUUGGCGUGCCGACCCACUCCGCCUGAAAACGGCCGCAAGCGCUACGGAUUGGGGUAUCCCUGAACACAUUCACCUCGAUGACGCAUGGAAUCUUGUACUCUCCAAAAUGACGUCGUUAACUGAGCAGGUCGUUCCUUCCUCCCACCGAAAGCCCUUCGCUAGAGGUCCACCUUGGAUGGAUCGAGAGUUGAGGUCAAACAUGAAUAGAAGGCGUAAAUUAUGGGGCCGCUAUAGGCAAUCUCAUUCAGAACUCGACUUCUCUCACUACAAGACAGUCAGAAAUGUUUGUGUCUCAAUGAAGCGCCAGAAACGCCAACGAUACGAGCUAUCCUUGGCAAAACACUCCAGCAUCGCGCCUAAAAUGCUCUACUCUUACUUGAAAAGAAGCACUAGAGCUGGUAAUGGCAUCCCUGCUUUGUGUUCUUGUGAUCAUCAAGCUUUACUUCACGAUGAUGCUGAGAAAGCUAGUCACUUGGCUAAGCAAUACGCUUCUGUUUACGCGAAAGAAACGUCAUUUAGUUACGGAGCCGUAUCCACAUUUCCAUCUUCGUUGGCCCAAGUAGAUAUUAACACUGAUCCUGUGAUGAAACUUCUUCUUCAGUUAGAUCCGUAUAACUCACCCGGCCCUGAUGGAUUGCAUCCUUUUUUCCUCAGGACUGUGGCGGAGUACAUGGCUUCACCCAUAUGUCAAGUCUUUCGUCGCUCACUAGAAGCUGGCCGUCUUCCUUCAGCUUGGAAAGUGGGUAUCGUCAAACCCAUUUACAAAGGAGGAAGCCGACAUGAUCCGGCCAAUUAUCGUCCAAUUUGUUUGACGUCAAUAGUGUGUAAAGUUAUGGAACGGAUCCUAAAACAAGCCGUUACUCUUCAUCUUGGGGGACAGAAUGUCAUUUCUUCUGCCCAGCAUGGGUUCAGAAAAGCACGCUCCUGUACCUCGAACUUGCUCGUUGCUAAGGAGACCUGGGCAAGGUCGCUAGACUCCGGCAAAUGCUUGGACGUUGUGUUUGUUGACUUCAGAAAAGCUUUUGACAAAGUCCCGCAUGAACGGCUCCUGUUUAAGCUCCAAGGAAUCGGUAUUUCUGGGAACCUCCUGUCUUGGAUCUCCGACUUCCUAAACGACCGCUCUAUGCAAGUGAAGGUGAAUGACACAUUUUCUGCUCCUGUUCUCAUGACGAGCGGGGUCCCACAGGGCUCUGUCCUCGGUCCCGUACUUUUCAAUAUUUUCAUCAACGACUUACCAUCCACUCUUUAG
Molecule: messenger RNA, 1875 nt
Organism: Dicrocoelium dendriticum
Lineage: Eukaryota; Metazoa; Platyhelminthes; Trematoda; Plagiorchiida; Dicrocoeliidae
Source: the annotation of a GenBank genome assembly